AUGACGCCGGCGCCAGUAAAGGGCGACAAGAAAAGAAGUCUAGCUUCAGUUUCAGAGUUGGGUGCAGAGCCAGCAGCAGCAGCAGCACCAGAACAAGCGUUAAAGAAGCACAGGGCCCAACUGAAAAAGAUCAAGACUAGGAAAUACAAAGCCAAGAGAGCCGAUGCUACAAGUCCCGCUGGAGUAUUAGAGCACGAAAUUAAAAGUCUAUGCCAGGAGCAAGGAAUCGCACUCGAAGAAAUUGAAAAUGACAUCAAGGGAGUACUAAAUGAUUCUGUUGUGGAACAGAAGUACCAUCGAAUAGUCACCGACGUCAAGAUCUUGCAGUUUUUAUCUAAUGGAGACUCACUUGCCAUCAUUGAAGCUCCAAAAGGCUCAGGAAAGCAACUAGUCGUUGUGCCAUAUGGUAUACCGGGAGACAUCACCACCAUCAAGGUAUUCCGGACUCACCCAUUUUACGCUGAGGCCGAUCUCAUUUCGGUGCAAACGGGGUCGAACUUGCGCGAUGACGCGUUGAUCAAUUGCAGAUAUUUCGGCAAGUGUUCCGGAUGUCAAUUCCAAAACAUUGCAUAUCAAGACCAACUCGAAAUCAAACGCAAUACGAUACAAAACGCCUAUAAGCACUUUGCUCCCGAGUUGAUGGCAGAAGGCGCCAUUCCGCAAAUAAGCGAGACUCAAGCUUCACCCAUUGCAUACCACUACCGCACAAAACUCACGCCGCAUUUCAAUAUCCCCACCAAGAAAACGGGCGCUGAUCUAGCACACAGGCCGAACUUUGGAUUCGGAGCCAAGGGAAGACCCGAGUGGCGUCAGAGCGAUUUCGGGCCCGUUGGAAGCAUAUUGGAUAUCGAAGAAUGCAGCAUUGGCACCGAUAUCGUUAAUGUCGGCUUGAAGAAUGAACGACACAAGUUGGAGACGAGCUAUCGCGAGUAUAAGCGGGGCGCUACCAUCUUGUUGCGGGAAGAUAGCAAGAUCAAGACGAGUGAUUUCGAACUUGGCGAAGGGUCACGCGAUGAAGCCGGCGCAGUUAGCACGAUUGAAGUCACGGGUGUCAAGGACCACGACCAAGGCGAACAGUUUGAUGUGGUCAAGACUUGCGUGACUCAACCGCGUCAGAUUGUCCAGGAGAUAAUUGGCAACUACCGCUUUGAAUUCUCCGCGGGGGAAUUUUUCCAAAACAACAAUGCAAUCUUACCGCUCGUUACCGCUUACGUGAAACAAAACUUGCCUUCAUCAUCCCAGCCAAAUUACUUGGUUGAUGCCUAUUGUGGAUCGGGGUUAUUUUCCAUCAUGUGCAGCGAGAGCGUCACUAGCGUCAUUGGGGUCGAAGUCAGCGCCGACUCGGUGAAAUUUGCGCAGCGCAACGCCGAGUUGAACCAAGUGCCCAAUGCCAAGUUUAUCGUUGGUAAAGCCGAAGAGAUAUUCAAGGACAUCGUGACGCCAUCAGAACAAACGCUGGUGAUUUUGGACCCACCGAGAAAGGGGUGCGAUGAUGUGUUUUUGAACCAGUUGUCGGAGUAUCAGCCUGCGCGGAUAGUUUACAUUUCUUGCAAUGUGCAUAGCCAGGCUCGUGAUAUUGAGUGGUUUUUAAAACACACUGCGAAUGGAGCAAAAUAUCUUGUUGUUAGCGUCAAGGGGUUUGAUUUCUUUCCGCAGACUCAUCAUGUUGAAUCUGUUGCUAUAUUGAGUAAGGUGGAGGAGGCAUAG
Lodderomyces beijingensis is the source of this 1707-nucleotide messenger RNA. Lineage: Eukaryota; Fungi; Ascomycota; Pichiomycetes; Serinales; Debaryomycetaceae. The record is from the annotation of a GenBank genome assembly.